GAGGUGAGGAAAGGAGAAGGCCUGCAGCAAGAUGGAUGCAGGCAGCAAGGAGGUCUUGAUGGAGAGCCCACCGGACUACUCAGCAGGCCCCCGGGGCCAGUUCCGCAUCCCCUGCUGCCCAGUGAACCUCAAACGCCUUCUCAUCGUGGUUGUGGUGGUGGUCCUUGUCGUUGUGGUGAUCGUAGGGGCCCUGCUUAUGGGUCUUCACAUGAGCCAGAAACAUACUGAGAUGGUCCUCGAGAUGAGCAUUGGGGCACCAGAAGCCCAGCAACGCCUGGCCCUGAGUAAGCAUGCGGGUACCACUGCCACCUUCUCCAUCGGCUCCACUGGCAUCAUCGUGUAUGACUACCAGCGGCUCCUGACUGCCUAUAAGCCAGCCCCAGGAACCUACUGCUACAUCAUGAAGAUGGCUCCAGAUAACAUCCCCAGUCUUGAGGCUCUCACUAGAAAGUUCCAGAAUCUACAGGCCAAACCUGCAAACCCUAAGCUGGGCCAGGAGGAGGGGCAUGAGGGAGGCUCUGCUUCCUCAGGAGGAGACCUGGCCUUCCUGGGCCUGGCCGUGAGCACCCUGUGUGGAGAGGUGCCUCUCUACUAUAUCUAGGAC
Messenger RNA from Marmota flaviventris (yellow-bellied marmot), 604 nucleotides. It is a transcript of the gene Sftpc, whose product is annotated as surfactant protein C. Gene Ontology annotation, cellular component: alveolar lamellar body; extracellular region. NCBI's taxonomy places the organism in Eukaryota, Metazoa, Chordata, Mammalia, Rodentia, Sciuridae. Gene Ontology annotation, biological process: respiratory gaseous exchange by respiratory system. The record is from RefSeq and is a predicted model, not a curated record.